AUGGCGGCUACUUCUGUCCUCUUGAGUUCAUUGUCAAGCUAUUUGUCUGUGUUAUCAUUGCAGAACUCCUCUGACAAAGCAUCAAUCCUGGCCAUCCUCCAGGUCCUCAGUGAUCUGCUUUCUGUUGGCACAGACCGGAGGAUUUACUACAUGAUCAGCAAAGGUGGCAGUGAAGCCCUUCUGCAGACUCUGGUGGACACAGCAAGGUCCCCUUCUCCUGACUAUGACAUCCUUCUUCCUCUCUUCAGGCUGAUGGCCAAAGUUGGCCUAAGAGAUAAGAAGUUUGGACAGAAGGCACUGGAAUUAGAAGCACUUGAUGUGACCUUGAUUCUGGCCAGGAAAAACCUGUCUCACAGCCACAACCUCCUCCACUGUCUCUGGGCGCUGCGUGUGUUUGCCUCCAGUGUCACCACAGGAGCCAUGCUGGGAAUUAAUGGAGCAAUGGAGCUGCUCUUCAAGGUCAUUUCUCCUUACACCCGAAAGCACACCAGGACAAUCAGGGCAGCCACUGAAGUUCUGGCAGCAUUGCUGAAAUCCAAGUCUAACAGCCGCAGGGCAGUGAACAGAGGCUAUGUCACCAGCUUGCUCAGGCUACAUCAGGAUUGGCACAGCCACGAUGUCACCGACACCUACGUGCUGAUCCGCCACGGGCUCCUGCUCUGUCUCAGGCACGUUGUCACCCUCCGGUCCGGCAGGGAGGCCUUCCUGGCAGCCCAUGGCAUGGAGACUCUCUUCAGCAUUGCACAGACCUGCCUGGACAAGAAGAGCAUGGAACCCGUGACCUGUGUGGUGCUUCAGAUCCUCAGGCAAUGCUACCCCGAGAGUCCACUUCCCCUGCUCACAGCCACUAGUGCCUACACCUUCCCAGCUCCCGGGGGCACCAGCUCGGGGCUUCCACAAGCUCCAACUGAAGAAGAUUUUGAAGAUGAUGGUGAGGAGGAGAUUGACAAAGACUCAGAUGUGGAGGCUGUGAAAGAAGAUGAUGACUUGGAAACUGAUAUGAACAAACUGAGUUCUAAACCUGGUCUUGACCGACCUGAGGAGGAGCUGGCACAAUAUGAUGCUAUGUGUCCCGAGCUCUCCUGUAGCUUUGAGGAAUUAGAACCCAAAUAUGGAGAUGAUUUGACCCUCGAGGACACGCUGUAUGCCAAUCACAACCACAUUCCGAGCGCUGCCUCUCUCAGACAUCAGUGCUUCAACAGGGAGCACAGCUCCAGGGGACGAGGAAGAGAAGACACAGUCCACACUUCCAUUCUGGACACGGUGAAGUCGGGGAAGUCCAGGAUACAGCCGUCCUCCAAACAAAGGCAUCUAACAAAUGCGAACCAAAGUAUACAACAAAAUGGCUUGGGGAUAGAUUCUUCUGGACACGGUACCUCUGGCACCCAGGCUUCCCUAGAAGAGGCCGCUUGGGACAUAGAAUCAAUUUCUUGCCCAAGGAUAACUUCCUCAUUUUCCAACCUCCCUGAGCCGGAGGAAAGCAAAGAAGUCGCAGAGAAGCUUCUGCACACACAUACCAAGCACAUACCUUUCCAUGAUCCUCAUCUUUAUAUGGCCCACGCCAUGAGAACCAGAUCUGCUGUGGGAUUUGACACCAUGGCAUUUCCUGAUUUCUGGGGCCACUGUCCACCUCCCACUGCUCAGCCCAUGCUGGAUCGCAAAUGGGGUGUACAGAGGAUCAAGAUCCUUGAGGAUGUCCGGAGGUUCCUACAGCCAAGUGAUGUUAUAAACAAAGUUGUCUUCAGUUUAGAUGAGCCUUGGCCCGUGCAAGGCCCCGUUUCUGAUUGCUUAAGAUUCUACUCCAAGUUUGAAUCAGGAAAUCUUCGAAAAGCCAUCCAAGUGCGCGAGUUUGAGUACGACUUGUUGAUCAAUGCUGAUGUGAAUAGCUCCCAGCACCAGCAGUGGUUCUACUUCAAGGUGAGCGGCAUGAGGGCUGCCAUCCCUUACCGCUUCAACGUCAUCAACUGUGAGAAACCCAACAGCCAGUUCAACUAUGGGAUGCAGCCGACCCUGUAUUCUGUGAAAGAGGCUCUUCUCGGCCGACCUGCCUGGAUAAGGACAGGCUCUGAAAUUUGUUACUACAAAAACCACUAUCGUCUGAAUGCAGCUACCGUGGAUGGAGCAUCUGGGAAGCACUAUUACACCCUCACCUUCGCUGUCACCUUUCCACACAAUGAGGAUGCCUGCUUCCUGGCCUAUCACUAUCCCUACACCUAUUCCAGCCUCAUGACUCACCUUGAAAUUCUGGAGAGAAGCAUUGAUCCCAGGCAAGUCUACUUCAGGCAAGACAGUCUCUGCCAGACGUUGGGAGGGAAUCCAUGUCCAUUGGUGACUAUCACUGCCUUUCCUGAAUCUAACAGCGCCCAGCAUCUGGAGCAGUUCCGAUGUCGUCCAUAUCAGGUGAUCACAGCCAGAGUUCACCCAGGAGAGAGCAAUGCCAGCUGGGUGAUGAAGGGGACCUUAGAGUUUCUGGUCAGCAAUGACCCUGUGGCAAAGCUCUUGAGGGAACACUUCGUGUUCAAGAUCAUCCCUAUGCUCAACCCAGAUGGUGUCAUCAAUGGCAAUCACAGAUGCUCACUGAGGGGCGAGGAUCUCAAUAGACAGUGGCUUCUUCCCCAAGCUCAUCUUCAGCCAACCAUCUACCAUGCCAAAGGUCUCCUACACUAUCUGAGCAGCAUUGGCCGGGGGCCUGUGGUCUUCUGCGAUUUCCAUGGUCACUCCCAAAAGAAGAAUGUAUUCCUUUAUGGUUGCAGCAUGAAGGAAACUCUGUGGCAAGCAGGCUGCACUGUGGGUGGAGCUGCCCUCCUGGAGGAUGUCAGCUACAGAAUGCUUCCUAAAAUCCUGGACAAGCUAGCACCAGCAUUCACCAUGAACAGCUGCAGCUUUCUGGUGGAAAAAUCACGAGCCUCCACUGCCCGGGUAGUGGUAUGGAGAGAGAUAGGAGUUUCCAGAAGCUACACUAUGGAGAGCAGCUAUUGUGGCUGCAACCAGGGCCCCUACCAGCCUCUGAGUAGCAAAUUUCCACUUUUCUUUUCCAAGAAGAAUGAGGACAGAUUGUCCUUUGGAGACAUCAAACAGGGUAUUUCGGAGCCUUCCACUCGACCCAGAGCUGUAGAGCUGCCUAAAUACUUCUGUGUGAAGCGAAAUGAAGGUGGAAUGCUGGCUAUUUCAUUAAUGGUGGUGAUCACAGUAAGGCCCGGCAGCGGAGGUAAGCCGACGGAGGUGGAUGGGCCGGCGGUGGCGGCCGAUGGAGACAUUCGGGCCCGGCAGCAGCCCACAGAAGUAGACAGGCCACACGGUGGAGACAGGCGGACACGGGUGGGUCCGCAGUGGCGACCCACGGAGGUGGACGGGACCGCUGAGGUACUGAAUAUUGGGAGAAAACUCUAUGAGCGUAAGACAAAAAAAGUCUAUAAAUUGUUAGAUAAUCCAGGAAGAGUCCUCCUGCUGUCCAAGGACCAGAUUACAGCAGGAAAUGCAGCUAGAAAGAACCACCUGGAAGGCAAAGCCACAAUCUCUAUCAAGAUUACCAGCUGUAUUUUUCAGUUGUUAGAGGAUGUCUGUAUCAAAACCGCUUUCACCAAGAAAUAUGGGGAGACUGCUUUCAUUGCAUCCCAAUAUGAAAUUAUUCCAAUUGAAUGGGUGUGCCAAAGAAUAGCAACUGGAUCUUUUCGCAAAAGGAAUCCUGGUGUAAAGGAGGGGUAUAAAUUUUACCCACCAAAGGGGGAGAUGUUCUUCAAGGAUGAUGCCAAUAAUGACCCACAGUGGUCUGAAGAGCAGCUCAUUGCUGCAAAGUUUUGCUUUGCUGAACUUGUUAUAGACCAGACUGAAGUGGACAUCAUGAGUCAUGCUGCACAAGCUAUUUUUGAAAUACUGGAGAAAUGUUGGCUGCCCCAGAACUGUACACUGGUCCAUAUGAAUAUUGAAUUUGGUGUUGAUGUAACCACCAAAGAGAUUGUUCUUGCUGAUGUUAUCGAUAAUCAUUCCUGGAGACUCUGGCCAUCAGGAGAUUGGAGCCAGCAGAAAGACAAACAGUCUUACCGUGACCUCAAGGAGGUAACUCCAGAAGGACUCCAGAUGGUAAAGAAAAACUUUGAGUGGGUUGCAGAUCGAGUGCAGUUGCUUCUGAAGUCAGACAAGGUUGAACAAGCUAAAAGUUUCUAUUACAGACUGUUAAAAAUCUGGGAGUGGCUCUAUGACACAGUUCUGGGUCUACAGUUUGGUACCAGUGAACUGGAGGAAAUGGGAGCCAUGUUCUGCUUGGGCCUCUUCAUCUUGGAGCUGAAAUCUGCAAGCUGUAGCCAUGAGCUCUUGGCUCGAGCUACAACUCUACUGAAUGCAGAUGUUCUGGACCACUACCUCCAGCGGUAA
Messenger RNA from Peromyscus maniculatus bairdii (prairie deer mouse), 4371 nucleotides. NCBI's taxonomy places the organism in Eukaryota, Metazoa, Chordata, Mammalia, Rodentia, Cricetidae. The record is from RefSeq and is a predicted model, not a curated record.